This is a messenger RNA of Heterocephalus glaber (naked mole-rat), 980 nucleotides long. It is a transcript of the gene Fam3b, whose product is annotated as FAM3 metabolism regulating signaling molecule B. The record is from RefSeq and is a predicted model, not a curated record. Lineage: Eukaryota; Metazoa; Chordata; Mammalia; Rodentia; Bathyergidae.
AGUCCUGCCUGGCCCAUGACCUUGAACUCCAGGGCGCAGCUCCGGAUACCACCCUGCCUGCACCUGCCUGGCCCGCUGCCCUUGGAACCUGGCAGGUCUGCACCUGCCAUUUACCUGUCCCUGCCCCGCCCCUUGCCUGCAGACUGGACGGAGGAGGAGACUAGGGCAGCCACCACGAGGCUGAGAUUCCCGCAGGUGCCUGGAGUGGGUUGGGGGAGUCGAGCCUGGAAGAUGCGCCCUGGGGCUUUGGCAGGCGCCUUCAAGGCCGCAUUCCUGGUCUUCGCCUCCCUUGGCGCCUGGUUCUCGGGGUACCUGCUGGUGGAGCUCCUUCCUGAAGUGCAGCUGUCCAGCACCGUCUACAGCAUCCAGAGCAUCGGUGAGAAGCCCAUCCUCAGAGCCCCACUGCCCAGGAGGCAGAAAUGCGACCACUGGACCCCGUGUCCUCCCAACACCUAUGCCUACCGGUUACUGAGCGGCGGGGGCAGAGACAAGCACGCCAAGAUCUGCUUUGAGGACGAGCUGCUCGUGGGAGAGAAGAUGGGGAAUGUCCAGAGAGGGAUAAACAUCGCCGUUGUCAACUAUGUAACUGGGAAGGUGAGAGCAACGCAGACGUUUGAUAUGUACGAAGGCGAUAACUCCGCGCCCCUGACCCAGUUCAUCCGGAGCGCACCCGCCAAGUCCCUGCUGCUCAUGGUGACCCACGACGACGGAAGCACCAGACUGAAAGCUGACGCCAAGAACGCCCUGGAGGCACUGGGCAGCAGAGAGAUCCGGAACAUGAGGUUCAGGUCCAGCUGGGUGUUCCUGGCUGCCACAGGCUUCCAGCUGCCCGAGGGACUUCCGAGGGAGAAGAUCAACCACUCUGACAACACCAAGAACAGGUACUCCGGCUGGCCGGCGGAGAUCCAGAUCGAGGGGUGCAUACCCAGGGAGCCCAGCUAGCAGUGCAUGGCCCCAAUAAAUUAACGUGUCUGUCUGGA